Molecule: messenger RNA, 410 nt
Organism: Racocetra persica
Lineage: Eukaryota; Fungi; Glomeromycota; Glomeromycetes; Diversisporales; Gigasporaceae
Source: the annotation of a GenBank genome assembly
AUAUUGAGAAUUUAGAAAAUAAUUUGCAAAAAGGACCUUAUGGAAGAUGUGUUUACGAAAGUGAUAAUGAUGUUGUAGAUAACCAAGUUGUUAACCUAGAAUUCGCUAAUGGUUCGACUGCAAAUAUCACUAUGAUAGCGUAUACUGAAGCUAUUACUGAAAGAAAGAAGGAAAUAUUAGUGCCAACAGAUAUUCUUGGUGUUAAAGAUCUAAGUGGUCAUGCUGGUGGUGACAUGGCGCUAAUGCGAGCAUUUGUUUACUCUAUUAAUGGAGCAUCAUUAGGUAUUACAAACAAUUCGAAUAAUUUGUAUAUAAAAACUGGUAUUCAACAAGCUUUAGAGCAUUCCAGAAAAACUGGCGAAACAGUUAGAAUUCAGGAUUAUAAAACGAUGAAAGGAAUUGAAUAUUAA